AUGAAAUGGAAAAGUUGCAUUAGGUGCUCAGAGUAUGAAUUAGAUGAAGGAGAAUCACCAUCAGAUUUCAUUUCUUAUUAUUCAUACAAUCGCGUCACAGAUGUGGAGCGUCAAAUCGCAUAUGCGUUUAAGGGAAUACCAUCCUCUCCAUAUUGUUGUGGGAGGCGGCCCUUCCAUACAUUUUCGAUUUCGGGAUGCAGCUUUGCUGUCAAGCCAUCCUUCCACAUGAAAACCCAAGUAAAUCAAUCCUCGCAAAGACUGGAGGCGAGGGUGUUAAAUUUUUCACCCUCCAGGAAGUGGGCAUCUAUGGGACUAUCACUCAGCAGGGCGUUGAAACGUGUUUGACUUGCCUAGUUGUCGCUGAUAAGGUACAAUACUUCUCUUUUAUGUGCUCCUACCAAUAAAUUCAUGAGCUACCAGUGCAACUGCUUCCAGUUGAUUUCUUUUUGACUUUUAUAUUAAAGAGCUGCUUGUGGUUAAGAGCACGUAGAACUACUUGUUCAUUCAGAUUGCUGGGAAUAACUUUUAUUAUCAUUUUAGACUAGAAAGCUGAUUUGUGUGUAGUUUGCCGGGAAUAACUCUUAUUAUCAUUUUAGAAUGGAAAGCUGAUUUGCU
Messenger RNA from Populus euphratica (Euphrates poplar), 615 nucleotides. RefSeq lists its product as uncharacterized. The coding region runs from base 1 to 345 and encodes 114 amino acids. The transcript has 4 exons. NCBI's taxonomy places the organism in Eukaryota, Viridiplantae, Streptophyta, Magnoliopsida, Malpighiales, Salicaceae. The record is from RefSeq and is a predicted model, not a curated record.